Messenger RNA from Ilex paraguariensis (yerba mate), 1118 nucleotides. The record is from the annotation of a GenBank genome assembly. Lineage: Eukaryota; Viridiplantae; Streptophyta; Magnoliopsida; Aquifoliales; Aquifoliaceae.
GGUGCUAGACAACCUGAAAGGUUAUGCUGUACGGGCGCUUGUCAAUGCUGUUGACCACAUUGGCACCGUUGCCUACAAAUUAACUGACCUUCUUGAGCAACAAGCCUCGGAUGUUUCAUCCGUGGAGCUGAGGGUUACAUGUUUAAAUCAGCAACUUCUAACAUGCCAAACCUAUACGGAUAAAGAAGGUCUCAGGCAGCAACAGUUAUUACCAAUCAUCCCAAAGCAUCACAAGCAUUACAUCUUGCCAAAUUCAGUAAACAAGAAGGUGCAUUUUAGCCCACAAAGACAGACGGAUGCCAGACAAAGUCAUAUUCAAGCAAGAUCUCGUCUUUAUCCUUCAGGUACCCCAGCAUCAAGCACUCUGUCUUGGCAUUUAGCAUCAGAAACCAAGUCUACCUUGAAAGGGACUUCACGUGUGUUGAUGAGCACUGAAGACUCGAAAACUUCUGGGGUGUUCAAUUCGUUUGACGGGACAAGGGCGAAAUCCUCACCAGCUCACCGUCAGUUGUCCAAUCUGGGGCCUGCUUCAAUUGCAGCUAUGCAAACAUUAGGUGCCAUACAGGAGGAUUCUCAGGAGGGCUCCAAGUCUUUGACAGCAUUCCGAUCAUUUGAUAACCCACGCCGACGUGAGAUUGUCCACGCCCCAGUUCGCAGCAAGAGUGUGCUUUCUGCUUUCUUUGUUAAACAGAAGACACCGAAAUUGAAGGCCACAUCUGUCUUGUGAAUCCUGAAUCCACAAAUUGAAGAUUGCAACCAGCUAACCUCUCGAUUCUGUUGGGAUUUUUUGGGGUGGGGUGGGGUGGGGAUUUUGAUAAACUCUAUUGCAUUUUCUCUCAUUUCACGGUAGAACACAUACUAUAGAAGACGCUCCAUUGACACAUUAUCUACGGGUGAGGAGUUCAUUUAUAAAUACUGGGUCUUAUUUAAAUUUAUUAUAGGCGAUUUACCACUGACUUAAACCGAGGGAAAGUGUAAUAGAGAUUAGGGAGUGUGUGGGGGAAGAAAUUCACCUGGUCAUCUCUUACACAUGUUGAUGAUGUGGGCUUUUUUCCCUGGUCACUCAUUGUAAAUCACCCUUUAUUGUUUGAACGUUUUGCUUGGUGGCUAAUAACAAC